Molecule: messenger RNA, 766 nt
Organism: Camellia sinensis
Lineage: Eukaryota; Viridiplantae; Streptophyta; Magnoliopsida; Ericales; Theaceae
Product: SHOOT GRAVITROPISM-like protein
Biological process (GO): gravitropism
Cellular component (GO): nucleus
Source: RefSeq, a predicted model, not a curated record
CUCAAAAUACCUUCUCUCCUCACCACCUUAUACUUGUUUCUCCCUCUCCAUUUUAUCUUCUUCAAUGGAAGAACACCACAAGCCAUUACAGCUCCUCCCCACACCACAAUCCACCCCUUCCUCCUCCCGGCCGAUACCGUUGUGGCGCCCAACAGCCGCCACCGAUCCAUUCGAGGGCACACCAUCCCUUGACCUCCAGCUGUCAAUCAGUGUUCGGCCAAUUCGGCCAAACACUGAUUGUGUCAUGGCUGGGAGGUCACUUGCCACCGACUACACCGAGCUCAAGCCAGAGCUUGGCUGUGUGGAGGCGAUGAGGUGGCAGGCAGCGGAGCAAAUCCGCCUGGCUGCCACCGAGAAGGCAUACGCGGAGCGUGUGAGGGAGAUGACGAGGCGGGAAAUGGAGCUCGCGCAAUCCGAGUUUGCGCGAGCGAGGCACGUGUGGGAGCGUGCCAGGCAGGAGGUGGAGAAGGCGGAGAGGAUGAAGGAGAGGGCGACGAGCCGGGUUGAUGCCACGUGCAUGGAGAUCACUUGCCAGUCUUGCAGGCAAAAAUUUCGACCUUAAAUUUUUAUUUUUAAUUUUCUUGAUUUCAUUUUACAGUUUGAGUUGUGUAUUCGUUUUCUGUUUUCAUUAAACACAUAAAUGAAGGACAGAUUGAAACUUGACAAUUCCUGCCUUUUUUUUCUGCAACAAUGUGUAUGAUUGAUUUGUUACCAGAUCAAAUAAUACAAGUUUUUAAGGGAAUUUUCAAAUUUGAUCUAUUUGAUA